Molecule: messenger RNA, 3046 nt
Organism: Ceratosolen solmsi marchali
Lineage: Eukaryota; Metazoa; Arthropoda; Insecta; Hymenoptera; Agaonidae
Product: DDB1- and CUL4-associated factor 5
Exons: 8
Coding region: 175-2841 (888 amino acids)
Biological process (GO): negative regulation of fatty acid biosynthetic process
Cellular component (GO): Cul4-RING E3 ubiquitin ligase complex; cytoplasm
Molecular function (GO): protein binding
Source: RefSeq, a predicted model, not a curated record
AGGAGAAAAAAUAAUAGUCAUGUAAAAAAUAGUAAUAAUGGAGAAUCAAAAAUAAAAAAAUUUCAGAGGAAAUGAAGAGAGAGUUCGAGAAAAAAGGUUUGCUGUAAAAAAAGACAACUCUAGCCUCUCUGAUGUAUACACAUGACAAAUAAAAGAGCGAGUUUUUAAUGUUAAAUGGGAGACAGGAGUAUUAGGAAGGAAGUAGCGACGAUUUUGACGGCAGGUCGCUGGCGAUCGUGCUGCCGUCGUUGUGGUAGAAAAAAAAGGAAACUGGAUAAUCAUCAGGACGAUCAUCACCAAAGUGACAGUAAGGCAGAAAGUAGGAUGUCCAGAUCUAGCUUUAAUAACCAUCUCUGCAAUCCACUAGGGUACAUUUUGAAUAGACAGAUUAAUGACAGGAUUAAUUAUUGCAAAGACCUUGUAGAUACCAGGUUCUCUAGUGCACAAAAUUUAUUUAGAAAAGAUCUUUAUUCACAUUAUGGAUGCAUUAAUGCUAUCGAGUUUUCCAAAGAGGGAGAUUUACUUGUUUCUGGUGGAGAUGAUAAAAGGGUUCUUUUAUGGAAUGUAGAAAAAGCUAUUCAAGAACAUGGGAAACCUGUAGUAAUGAAGGCUCAACAUAUGAGCAAUAUAUUUUGCCUUGGCUAUAAUAGUAGCAAAUCCAGAAUAUUUUCUGCAGGAAACGAUGAUCAAGUUAUUGUUCAUGAUUUACAAACAACUGACGUUUUAAACUUCUUUCGACAUGAGAAACCAGUGUAUGGUUUAUCAGUUCAUCCAUAUAAUGACAAUAUAUUUUCAAGCGCUUGUGAUGAUGGAAGAGUUCUUAUUUAUGAUAUUAGAGGGUCUGCUAGUUCUGCUGAAUCUUUUUUUUGUUUGGCUCAACAUAAAAAUUCUUUCCACUCUGUAAUGUUCAAUCCUGCUGAUCCAGUAAUGUUAGUCACUGCUAAUGCAAAAGAAGGAGUUAGUAUGUGGGAUAUACGAAAACCACUAAAGCCAGUUUUGAGAUAUGGAUCAGAAGGACCAGCACAAAGUUGCAUGAAUGUUAGAUUUAAUGAAGCAGGUACAAUAUUACUUGCUCUUCGAAGAAGAUUACCUCCUGUUUUAUAUGCUGUGAACUCUGCAACGCAUUUAUGUCAAUUUGAUCAUCCUGGAUACUAUAAUAGUUGUACAAUGAAAUCGUGCUGUUUUGCUGGAAAUAAUGAUGAAUAUAUAUUAUCAGGUUCAGAUGACUUUAAUUUAUAUAUGUGGAAAAUACCUACAGAUGAUAGCAUUAAGUGGAUAGACUCAGCACACAUGAUUUUGCGUGGUCACAGAUCAAUUGUUAAUCAAGUUCGUUACAAUCCAGCCAGUUAUGUCCUUGCAUCAUCAGGAGUUGAGAAGAUUAUAAAGUUAUGGUCACCAUUCCCUCUUAGUCGUAAAUGUUUAGGAGGUCUGAAGAGAGAUGAUGACAAAGAGGAAAAACAACGUAGAGUAUAUACACAUGAUGAAUAUAUUGGUUUAGUUUUAAGAAGUGGACAAUUUAUGACUCAUGACUAUAGUCAUCAAUCAACUGAUGAAGAUCAACGAAUGAUGGCAUUUUUUGAUUCUCUUGUUCAAAGAGAAAUUGAAAGUUGGAGUUCAGAAGAUGUGCCAACUCCACAAAGUCCAAGUGAUCCUGAAAAUAAUAAUGCUACGGAUCGUAAUAAUGCAUCAGAUUCAGAAGACUCAACGGCAUCAGAAAAUCAACUAAUGCGUCGCUUUAUUGCAUCAACAUUUAAUUCACUUGCUUCUUCUACUGCACCUGAACGACCACUUGAGUCGCCUAAUCGUAUAACUCGACUUAUUGCAAAUCGACGUGAAAAACUCAUGCGUCUUGCUGCUCUUGAGGCUGGCUCGCAAUUUAAGAAUAGUAUUGCAGGUGCAUCAUUAUCGACAACGACGACUACGUCGACGACUAUUUCUGUAACAAAUACCACUACAAGGUCGACUCCAGCAGUGGUAACAACAUUAACACAAGAUGCUGAAUUUAGCUUGUUAAAUGAAAAUAAUAACUUGACACAUAAUAAUAAAAGCAAAAAAAGCAAGAUUAUGCUAAAUUCGAAAACCAUAAAAAGAAAAUACAAUAGUCGGUUAUUGGCUACCAGAAAUCGUGCACGAAGAAAACUUUCCAAUAUCAAAGCAGAUAGUGAUUCUGAACCGGAUGAUCAAUCACAUGAGCUUAUAAAUACUUACCAACCACUCGAUGCAACACAACCAAGUACAAGCAGUGGUGUGAUUUCGGCUUGUUGUUCUCAUUUCGUAGCUACACCGACAAUCGCGGAAUCACGAAAGAGACAUCCUAGUAGUAGUAGUUCGGAAGAUAAUGAAAUUACAAUUAUUAGUAAUCAUACAAAUAAAAAACGAAAUGUAAAAACGGACUCUGACAACUCAACAAAGGAACUUCAAAAAAGAAAGACAUCACGUAGCAAGAACAAAAGUUCAAUGGGAUUGGCUUCAUACGUACAUCGUGAUAGUCGUAAUAAGAGUAAAUGUCAGAUGCGAAAUGAAGGAAUCGAUGAUCGUAAUGAAAACGUCGCAAAGGAAGUAACGAUUUUGCAUAAUAAUAUCGAUAAUGGAGAGACGCUAGUGACACCAACAAAGGAUUCUAAACACUCAAUUACUUCCGACAGUGGUAUUACAUCUGGUGUCUCGACAACAGAAAAGAAUAAUGUCUUGAUGACAGGAGAUAGAGCGGAAAGUUCAGAUCGUGAAAGAACAAUUAAGAAUCUUGAGUGGUUUAAAAAGAAAGUGGAUAUAGCAAGGCGUGGCUAUCGCAAACGAGUAAUGCUACCGUUACCUAGCAGUAGUGAGUCCUCCGAUAAUUGAAUUAUAUAAUAAAUACAAAUAUAUCAAGAGGGCGAAAGUUGAAAGAGUGAGUGAGAGAGAAAUCAAAGAGAUUAUUGCGCGUAUAUAUACUGAAUCUGUGAUCCUUUAAGCUAUAUAUAUUUUUAUAUAAUAUGUGAAAUAUGAAAUGUGUGUGUAACUAUUUCUAGUAAACUUUAUUAUCAUAAGUCCCCCUAUUUUGUUUUUC